This is a messenger RNA of Durio zibethinus, 1371 nucleotides long. RefSeq names its product putative aquaporin PIP2-2. Gene Ontology annotation, molecular function: channel activity. The record is from RefSeq and is a predicted model, not a curated record. NCBI's taxonomy places the organism in Eukaryota, Viridiplantae, Streptophyta, Magnoliopsida, Malvales, Malvaceae. Gene Ontology annotation, cellular component: membrane. Gene Ontology annotation, biological process: transmembrane transport.
AUCAUUAUCAUCCUCUCUCGAUCCCUCCCUCUCCUCCCUUAUAUAACCUGUUUCUCCCACUCAACUCUCUUCAUCCACAGCUUAAUCCCAAACUCCCCAACUCUCACAAAUUUUUUCCUAGUUUUAGCAAAGAGAAAAAAAGAGAAAUUAUGGCUAAGGAUGUUGAGAGUGCAGAGCAAGGAAGGGGGUUCUCAGCCAAGGACUACCAUGAUCCACCACCAGCACCAUUGAUUGAUGCUGAAGAGCUGACCAAAUGGUCGUUUUACAGGGCACUGAUUGCUGAGUUCAUUGCUACCCUUCUCUUUUUGUACGUCACAGUGUUGACUGUGAUUGGUUAUAGAGUCCAAACCGACCCUGAAAAGAACACUGUUGACCCUAACUGUGGUGGUGUUGGCAUUCUUGGUAUUGCUUGGGCCUUCGGUGGCAUGAUCUUUGUUCUUGUUUACUGCACAGCUGGUAUCUCUGGAGGACACAUCAACCCGGCUGUGACCUUCGGACUGUUCUUAGCACGCAAGGUGUCAUUCAUCCGAGCCAUCAUGUACAUGGUAGCUCAGUGCUUGGGUGGCAUCUGCGGCUGUGGGUUGGUCAAGGCUUUCCAGAAAACAUACUAUAACGAAUAUGGAGGUGGUGCCAACAUGCUCCAACAUGGCUACAACAAGGGCACUGGUUUGGGUGCUGAGAUCAUUGGUACCUUUGUUCUUGUCUACACUGUCUUCUCAGCCACUGAUCCCAAGAGGAAUGCAAGGGAUUCCCAUGUGCCUGUGUUGGCACCACUCCCCAUUGGAUUUGCUGUGUUCAUGGUUCACCUGGCCACAAUUCCAAUCACUGGCACUGGUAUCAACCCUGCUAGGAGUUUUGGAGCAGCUGUGAUUUACAACAAAGAUGAGGCCUGGGAUGACCAAUGGAUCUUCUGGGUUGGACCCUUCAUUGGAGCUUUCAUUGCUGCAUUCUACCACCAAUAUAUCCUAAGAGCAGCAGCCAUCAAGGCCCUUGGAUCUUUCAGGAGCAAUGCUUAAAUUCAGCUUUUGUUUCAUAGAUAAUUCAAGAAAAAUGGUCAUGAAUUAAGAUGGAGAUGUUUUCCAAAAGAAUAACAAAUGAAGAAUAGUCCCAGUCUGUCUGAAAGGGUUCCCUUUUGCAUUUUCUUUCUGUCUCUUACAUGGGGGAUUUGAAAGAAAAACCUUGAGAAGGAGCCAUUGAACUGUAAAUAAAAAUAUUAAUGACAAGAGUGUCCUUUCAGUCCAUGUUGUUUUUGCCUUGCUUUGAAUGUAUUUAAGUUGCAUUUAUCCUUAUCACCUUAUCAUCUCUUUUUUUUUUUUUUUUCAAUGUUGUGUAUGCAUAUUUCUUCUAGGAAAAGGUAUUGUCUUUCUUAUG